Molecule: messenger RNA, 2657 nt
Organism: Harpia harpyja (harpy eagle)
Lineage: Eukaryota; Metazoa; Chordata; Aves; Accipitriformes; Accipitridae
Gene: TUBB
Product: tubulin beta class I
Biological process (GO): microtubule cytoskeleton organization; mitotic cell cycle
Cellular component (GO): cytoplasm; microtubule
Molecular function (GO): GTPase activity; GTP binding; structural constituent of cytoskeleton
Source: RefSeq, a predicted model, not a curated record
GGGCCGUGGGAGCCGCCAUUGUCGCCGCCGCCCGCGCUCGCAAUAGCGCUCCCGCCUUAAAGGGGCCGCGCCAGCGAAUCGCCCAUCAAGACCGGGUGGGGCCCACCUCUCCGUCACCGCGCCCAGCCCGACCCACGCCGCCACCAUGAGGGAGAUCGUCCACAUCCAGGCGGGCCAGUGCGGCAACCAGAUCGGGGCUAAGUUCUGGGAGGUGAUCAGCGACGAACACGGCAUCGACCCCACCGGCACUUACCAUGGCGACAGCGACCUCCAGCUCGACCGCAUCAGCGUCUACUACAACGAGGCCACCGGGGGUAAGUACGUGCCAAGGGCCAUCUUGGUGGACCUGGAGCCGGGCACCAUGGACUCGGUGCGCUCGGGACCCUUCGGGCAGAUCUUCCGUCCGGACAACUUCGUUUUCGGCCAGAGCGGCGCGGGCAACAACUGGGCCAAGGGUCACUACACGGAAGGGGCCGAACUGGUGGACUCGGUCCUGGACGUGGUGAGGAAGGAAGCGGAGAGCUGCGACUGCCUGCAGGGCUUCCAGCUGACUCAUUCGCUGGGUGGUGGCACCGGCUCCGGCAUGGGGACCCUCCUGAUCUCCAAAAUCCGUGAGGAAUACCCCGAUCGCAUCAUGAACACCUUCAGCGUCGUCCCGUCCCCCAAGGUGUCGGACACGGUGGUGGAACCCUACAACGCCACCCUGUCUGUCCACCAGCUGGUGGAGAACACGGAUGAGACCUACUGCAUCGACAACGAAGCCCUGUAUGACAUCUGCUUCCGCACCCUGAAGCUGACCACUCCCACCUACGGUGACCUCAACCACCUCGUCUCGGCCACCAUGAGUGGCGUCACCACCUGCCUCCGUUUCCCCGGUCAACUCAACGCUGAUCUCCGCAAGUUGGCCGUCAACAUGGUGCCCUUCCCGCGUCUCCACUUCUUCAUGCCCGGCUUCGCCCCUUUGACGUCGCGCGGCAGCCAGCAGUACCGCGCCCUCACCGUCCCCGAGCUCACCCAGCAGGUCUUCGACGCCAAAAACAUGAUGGCCGCCUGCGAUCCCCGUCACGGCCGUUACCUCACGGUGGCCGCCGUCUUCCGAGGUCGCAUGUCCAUGAAGGAGGUGGACGAGCAGAUGCUCAACGUUCAGAACAAGAACAGCUCUUACUUCGUCGAGUGGAUCCCCAACAACGUGAAGACGGCUGUCUGUGACAUACCACCGCGUGGUCUCAAGAUGGCCGUCACCUUCAUCGGCAACAGCACGGCCAUCCAGGAGCUCUUCAAGCGUAUCUCGGAGCAGUUCACGGCCAUGUUCCGGCGCAAGGCCUUCCUCCACUGGUACACGGGUGAGGGGAUGGACGAGAUGGAGUUCACCGAAGCAGAGAGCAACAUGAACGACCUUGUCUCAGAGUACCAGCAGUACCAGGAUGCCACCGCUGAGGAGGAAGAGGAUUUCGGUGAAGAGGCCGAAGAGGAGGCCUGAGGGCUGGUCGUCCUAGGAGAGCCCCUCGGCCUUUGCUGUCAUCGUCAUCCUCGGAGAGCCCUCGUCCUUCAGCGUUGUCCUCGGAGAGCCCUCGUCCUUCACCGUUGUCCUCGGAGAGCCCUUGGCCUUCAGCGUCAUCGUCCUUGGAGAGUCCUUGUCCUUCAUCAUCGUCCUCAGCCUUCAUCAGUGUCCUCGGGGAGCCUUUCGUCUUCAUCAUUGUCCUCUGCCUUUGUCGGUGGCCUCGGAGAGCCCUUGGUCUUCCCUGUUGUCACUGGAAAGCACUUGGCCAUCGUCAUCAUCGUUGGAGAGCCCUCGGCCUUCGUCACCGUCUUCAGAGAGCCCUUGUCCUUCACUGUGGUCCUUGGAGAGCUCUUGGCCUUCGUCAUCGUCCUCAGAGAGCUGUUGUCCUUCGCCGUUGUCAACAGAAAGCCCUCGUCUUUUGUGAUUGUCACCGAAAAGCUCUUGGCCUUCAUCAUGGUUGUCAUCAAAGCCCUCAGGCUUUGCCGUUGUCACUGGAGAGCCCUUGGCCUUCGUCAUCGUCAUCCUCAGAGAGCCCUCAGCCUUUGUCAUCGUCCUUGGAGAGCCCUUGGUCUUCACCGACAUCAUCGUCACCAGAGAGUCCCAGUCCUUCAUCACGAUCACUAGAGUCCUUCGUCAUCGUCACCAGAGAGUCCCAGUCCUUCAUCAUGGUCACUGAAGAGCCCUUGUCCUUCACCAUCCUCAUCGUCACUAGAGAGUCCUCGUCCUCACACAACCCCCGUCCUUCAUCAUUGUCACCGGAGUGUCCCUGUCCUUCACCACCAUCUUUGUCCCCAUCCCCUCUCCGUUGUCACCGUCACCAGAAGGCCCCUGUCAUUGCAGAGCCACCCUCCCCUCCGGGUCACCCCCCACUGCCGGGGGUGACAUCACCGCUAAAUUAUUGCAGCCCCCAGGCACCCAAUUCGCUGCCUUUUCCACCCAAACCCACCACUCCAGCUGCAGGGGGCUCUUGGGUGGCCCUGUCACCCAUGUCCCCGGCCGGGGGCUCUCCUGUCCCCCCCCCCCCCCCCCAACUCCAUAAUAUUUUGGUUUGUUUUUCCCCUUUUUAAGCUUUUUUUUUUUUUUAAUUUUCCUUUUUUUUUUUUUUCAUAUUGAAAAGCCGCCCCCGGGCGAGGAAUAAACCCGGGAUGUAAAGCCA